Hirsutella rhossiliensis is the source of this 5694-nucleotide messenger RNA. Its product is annotated as kinase. The coding region runs from base 1 to 5694 and encodes 1897 amino acids. The record is from RefSeq and is a predicted model, not a curated record. The transcript is spliced from 3 exons. Gene Ontology annotation, biological process: peptidyl-serine phosphorylation; phosphorelay signal transduction system. NCBI's taxonomy places the organism in Eukaryota, Fungi, Ascomycota, Sordariomycetes, Hypocreales, Ophiocordycipitaceae. Gene Ontology annotation, molecular function: protein serine/threonine kinase activity; ATP binding. Gene Ontology annotation, cellular component: cytoplasm; nucleus.
AUGGACGAGCCUUCGACUUUGCUGGCCCCGCCGGCCGUGUCCUCGCUGAGGGCCGAGCAGGGCGGCCAGAUGGAACGCUCCCUGAGCCAGGAUAUCCGAGACGAGCGAGAGGAGCUCCGCGAGGCUGCCGAGCAGACCCUCAACGCAAUUGUCGACCUCAACCUGGACGGCACUGUCAAGUGGGUGAGCCCGUCAUGGACUGACGUGGUCGGUACGCCCUUUGAGACUGUCAAUGGCAUUCCAAUUUCCGACUUGAUCGUCAGCGAGAACAAGACCGUCUUCUCCGACGUUAUUGAUUUCAUGAAGCGAGACGACUCCAAGAGCUACAGAGUCAGCUUUGCCAUCCAGCUCGGCCCCCUCUCCAAGCUACGAUCCACUGGCAACCCAGAUAGCUGCCGCGGCACCUCCCAGCCCGACCCGCAGACGGCCGACCUCGAGGCACAGGGCAUCAUGGUCUACGACAGUGUUUCCGGCGGAGAAAGCCAUGUCAUGUGGAUGCUCCGCCCGUGGUCUGGACCGCACGAGAUCAAAAUUGACCUGCCCGAGGUCAUUGUCGAUUCUCUCGGCUCGGGUGCCGAAGUCCUUGCCAGUUACCUCACCCGGUUGGCCGAGGCGGGGGGUGAAGAGCCCGAGGCCCAAGAACCCCCACCCUCGGUGCUCUGCCGUAUUUGCGAGCGUCAAAUACCUCCCUGGUGGUUCGAGAAACAUACCGACCUGUGCCUUCAGGAGCAUCGCGCCGAGAUGGACGUUCAAAUGGCGCAGGAGAGUUUGACGGAGCACCGUCAUGCCAUUGUCAAGGUUCUUGACGACCUGGAAUCGCGUAGGAGUCGUUCCAUCGCGGGGGAACCCCAGGCAGGGCCCUUAGCCGAGUACAAGGGCAUGCCAAUCGGGCCGCCCCCCUCGACGCAGUCGUCACCAGGAACGUCCAUGGCUCGGUCGCGGGAUCGAACCAGCGGCUUUGGGCAUGCAAGGGCACGCUCCUUUGCGGUACGCAGACCACAGGCUCGCAUCGUCGAGCUGCUCAUGGAUCUCUGUGACACAGCCAUUGAAAUCAGCAAUCCCGCGAUCAAAGAGAGCACGUCACAGCAGAAUGACGGGGAGUUCCGUACGCAAUCGCCCCAGUCAGAGUCAAGAAUAUCACAGGUCCUGCAAUGGCAAUCACCAAGCACAAAUACUCUGGAACAGGAGCAAGGCCUGGCCCUGCUAUGCUCCGACACUGAAAAGGUCGCCAGGGCCAAGGUGGACGCCGUUUUCCGCCAUCGAAGGAUCAUAGAGUACGCCGAGCGCAUCCGCAUUGAGCUCGCUGUGCUGGUGCAAGACUGCAUCGACAGGGCAUUGAGAAAGGCGGCUCGUCUCGCGGCCGGCCGACUGAGCGACUCAACCGAGGAUGGGGAAGAUCCCGGUCCACAAGAGGGCCUAGACCAGGAACCGGAGGCAGACGUCUCCGAGGUAACGAGCGGGAGCACUCCGGCCGAGGGAGAGCUGCGCGGUCGGUCGGAAGAAGGGCUUGCCAGGCGAGCUCUAGACAGCCCUUCGGCCUUGGCCGCCGCAUUGCGGCAAAUGGACAUAUCUGCUGGAACCAGUCGAUCCCGUUCGAGACCAACAUCGUUCAUUGCGUCGACGCGGUCUAGCAGUCCCAGGGAAUGUCCGACUCCACGCUCACAUGCCGAGGGCGGCUUGGGGAGCAACCUACAGUCCCGGGACGCGCGGAGAGCAUCCUCUCUUCUCUAUGAGACUGAAGUCUCCGAGAUUGAGGGCAGCCUGCGAUCAUCCUCUGUUACCUCACGAAAUGCACCGAGGACAGAAUCGCCCAUCUCGGAAUUCGGGGAUCUCAGGCGCGCUGCAAGCGCCAGGCAACACCAUCGGCGGAGCCUGGUGAUACCCGGCACCUCAUCACCGCGUCGUCAGGAGUCUCCUUCGCGCUCCACGCAGCCAUCCUCGCCCUUGCGAAUUAAGCCCAGGGUGCUCCCCUUCUCUCAAGAAGGCGUCACGUCCCCCGAGGCCUCGCCCAUGUUCCCAAGCAGCGAGUUCAGCUCCCCCGUGUCGCACCCGUCUAGACAUCACCGGAGGCAGUCCUCGGCUGCUAUUUCCGAUUUGGUCAUGAGAGCCCCACCGUCGCCGCGCCUCAGUGCCAGCCAGGCACCUCCCCAAGCGCGGCCGGCGCAGCCAUCCAUCAAAGAUUUUGAGAUCAUCAAGCCAAUCAGUAAAGGCGCAUUUGGCAGCGUUUACCUGUCCAAGAAGAAAUCUACCGGAGAGUACUUUGCCAUCAAGGUCCUCAAAAAGGCCGACAUGGUUGCCAAGAAUCAGGUUGGCAACGUGAAAGCAGAGCGGGCCAUCAUGAUGUGGCAGGGGCAGAGCGAGUUUGUCGCAAAGCUGUACUGGACGUUCUCGAGCAAAGACUAUCUUUACCUCGUCAUGGAAUACCUCAACGGGGGCGAUUGCGCCUCGCUCAUCAAGGUGCUCGGCGGCCUUCCCGAAGACUGGGUCACAAAGUACUUGGGCGAGGUUGUCUUGGGCGUCGAGCACCUUCACGAGAGAGACGUUAUCCAUCGAGAUCUCAAACCCGACAACCUCUUGAUUGACCAAAAGGGCCAUCUCAAGCUGACCGACUUUGGUCUUUCGCGCAUGGGGCUCGUUGGUCGACAGAAGCGGGCCCUGAACAGCGAGACUUCGGAAACCACGCCGGAUCUACUCAAGCAGGGUCCCUUUGCCCGCUCCACGUCAAUGGCCUCGUCCCGCUCCACGUCUCUUGACCUGCAUGGCCAUGCGCACUCCCCCAGCACGACCCCACAGACGACGCCAGACGCGGGCAGUACCGGUCAACCGUCCUUCUUCAGCUUGUCGUCCCUGCAGCAGGAACCCCGCCGCAUCAGUAGCAGUCAUCGGAGCGACAGUGGAGGCAGCGAGACCAUGACACAUAUGCUCACGUCCCUUUCUCUCAACGACUCGGAGCCGCCCUCUCAGCCUCUCAGUGCCAGGCUGGCGGUGGACGAGGAGGCCUUGGUGCAGGGAUCGCCCGACUUGUCGUCCAAUAUGAUGCCCCCUGCCAUGGCACUGUUCAACCCCCAAGACACGAAUCGUCGCUUCGUCGGCACUCCCGACUACCUUGCCCCGGAGACUAUCAAGGGCGACAAGCAAGACGAAACAAGCGAUUGGUGGUCGGUUGGCUGUAUCAUGUUCGAAUUCCUCUACGGAAUACCCCCGUUCCACGCCGACGAGGCCGAGCAAGUAUUCGAAAACAUCUUGGCACGGAAGAUACAGUGGCCGGACGAGUCCACAUGCGAGCCCAUCUCCGACGAGGCCAAAGACCUCAUAAACAAACUCCUCUGCAUGGACCCGAAGCAGAGACUCGGCGCCAACCGCGAGGAGAAGUUUGGCUCGGGCGGCGAGGAAAUCCGGAGCCACCCAUGGUUCCAGGGAAUCAACUGGGAUACGCUACUCGAGGACGAAGCCCAGUUCGUGCCACGUCCCGAAAACCCAGAGGACACCGAAUACUUCGAUGCCAGAGGGGCUGUUCUUCAGUCAUUCGCCGAGGAAGUGGAGGAUCAGAUGUCUCCGCAGUCGUCCACCGCUGGCUCUGAGUACCCAGACAGGCCCCACGACGCCCUCUCGCGAGUACGGUCGCAGGUCAACUCGAUCAACCGCAAACUGAUGCCGCUACAUAUCCCGCCUCAUGUACGCGACUUGAAGUCUCGCAGAUUGAGCGAGCCAGUGGCCACGGACGACUUUGGGUCAUUCACAUUCAAGAAUUUACCCGUCUUGGAAAAGGCUAACAAGGACGUGAUCCAGAAGCUGCGGGCAGAUGCCCUGGCUGCCCAGAGCAAGCAGUCUUCUGCCAGCCCUGGAGCCUCCGCGGCCGUGACUUCUCCGGCACCGUCCCUCGAUGCCAGCCCCGUCUUGUCGAACCACCUGCAUAGGACAAUCUCUGGUGCCAAGGCCGGUAACAGGCCGCAGUCCCCGUCCGGCUUUAGCCACUCGAACUCGUCGCCGAGUCGGGCUUCACAGCCGUCGUCGCCGCUGCUCGUCUCCUUUGUGGCCGGACAGGGGGCUGAAGGACGAAGGAAGGCUUCCAGCAACUCGUCGAGCCUGUCUCACCAGUCGACCUCGCUGCAGCCUCCUGCCGCGUUUGAAGUGCCCAAAGUGCCCCCAAGCCUGCAGAAAGCAGCCACUUCGGUCGCCGCGUCACCUGUCAAGGGCCGCGGGACGGCGCCAGCACCGCUGCCUCUCUCGCCUCAAAAUAUGGUGGCGACACCUCGCCAAGGUAGCAACUCGUCCACUGGCCGCUCCAGGUCUUUGACCCUGGGCUCCCAGGAAGCGAGCCCCGCGACAUCCGAGGUGCUACAGCACCACCGCAACCGCAGGAGCCAGGUGUUUGACAUGUCGCCGUCGUCAUCCGACAACGAAGGAGACAAGCACAACGCCCUGCUACGGGUGCAACGGCGCAGGCAAAGCUCGCGGCGGCUUUCGCAAAUCACCUUUGACAGCGGCCCGACGUUCCGGCCCCUGGACGUUUUGAUUUGCGAAGACCAUCCCGUGUCCAGGAUGGUGAUGGAGAAGUUGCUGGAGAAGCUUCGCUGCCGCACCAUCUCGGUCGCCAACGGCUCCGAGGCAGUGCGGUAUUCGAUGAGCGAGAUUCAGUUUGACGUCAUUUUCCUGGAAUACAAACUGCCACAAAUCAACGGGGCCGACGUUGCGCGCAUGAUACGAGAGACCAAGAAUGCAAACUCGCACACGCCGAUUGUGGCCAUUACGGCUUAUCUCAAGGAGCUCCAGGCGCCCCACUACUUUGACUCUCUCAUCGAGAAGCCCAUCAGCUCGUCCAAGCUCACCGAGGUGCUGCGCAGCCUCUGUCAGUGGCGGCCAGAUUCCCCCCUGCGAGCGGCGUCGGGACCACUGCCUCAUCCGAUGCCGAUUGGCCUACGAAAAGCAAGCUCCCGGGUGGACGACAGCCCAAUAUCAAGCACAUCGGCCUUUGCCGGUCCCCAGGGCUCUGUCAUGGCCUCGAGCCGAGAGGACUCUUUCACGUCGAGCCUCUUCGGGGACUCGGAAUCGGUUACAACAGACGACAUUCCAACGGUCCUGAGCCGCAAAGGGACAGGCGACUGGGACGAGGGCGGCGGCUUGGGAAUCGCCGAGGCAGAUGUAGUGGCAGGGCUUGAGUCUCUCCCUAGAGCGGUGCCAUCCCUCUUGGCCCAGCAUUCGGCCCCGGGUCAAAUGGAGCACACGCUGCGACAGCAGGACAAGACGAAGAAUAAGCAAGAGGGAACGGAGAAGAAGGCAGUGGAGGGAACCGAGUCGGCCGACGACGAGGACGAAGAAGGUGAGGCGGCCAGGGACAAGCAACUGCGGCGGGCCAGCAAGCCAUUGGUGGGCAAGUCGGUUCUGCCAAGCUCCAAGUUAGGGAUCGAGAUGAUGCGCGCCGACAGCCACGAAAGCGCGACGAUGGGCUCAGAGAGCACUCCCGAGACAAUGACUCAAGUCGCCACGACGCCGUUGCAGGAGGUGGACACGCCUGUGCUGGGAGUAGGAGGGGACAACGCAGCACAGACUCCGCCGGGGGCCAAGAUAGAAGCCGAGCAGGAAGAGCAGGCAGGCAUCCAAGAGCAAGAUCUUGAGAGCGUGGAUGCAACGCCACGGCCGACUCUGAUGCCCCGAGGCGCAGAAGAUGAGCCAACACCGCGGGCUGGCAAAUAA